This is a messenger RNA of Mycena citricolor, 1087 nucleotides long. The record is from the annotation of a GenBank genome assembly. Lineage: Eukaryota; Fungi; Basidiomycota; Agaricomycetes; Agaricales; Mycenaceae.
CCACGAUCGUCCACACCCACACAACUGGGUCGCUUAGAUCAUGCAAUCGAAUCUCAAUUGGCGACGGUCAACAGAGCGUGGGUGCAGCUCUGUCGUCUCUUGCCUUCGCGGCUUUUCUGCCCGUUCCUCUGUUCUUUCCUUUCCUCUUGUUUCUUGUCCUUGAAUCUCUGUUCUCUUGCGCUGGAUCCGCAUGCUUGUCGACUUUAUCAGGAGACAGCCGUUUCAUUUCGGACCCUUUGGCCAGGGCAAAUCUAUAGUGGAUGGACUCCGCAAGGACGCCCAGAAGUUUAAGGACUUAUUUCACCCUGGGGCUGGUAAUUCUCCAGCCCAAACCCCCCCUUCAAACCCGCCGCCCGGAUCCAAUAACAACGCCACUGGUGGAGGAGCAGCUGCCCCGUCCUCGACUGGAACCUCGACAUCGGCUGAAACCUCGUCGCAUACUACAACGCAUGCCGAUGCAACUACCAGUAGCACCUCGACUUCAGUCCAAACGGAUUCUCCCACACAAACGCAAUCUCCCACCAGUUCGACCACUGUACCGUCCAAAACCAACACCACUCCUUUCACUACCUCAGCGCCUUCUCCUUCCUCUCCACCGGACGCGAUUGCGCCAACGUCGGUCUCGUCUCAGGACUCUGUCAAGUCUUCUGCGAGCCUAACUGCACCAGCGAGUUCCGCAUCGGCGGUACAGUCGCAGUCCAUCUCACAGUCCUCGGCCUUCGCACUGUCGACGGGCGCAUCUGACAUCGCUCCAGAGAGCACAGUGCAGCCAAAAGCGUCGACGAGUGCCACUUCCCACGCCCCAACUGGCGCGAUAGUAGCCGGUAUCCUUGGCGCUCUAGCGCUGCUGACUAUCUUGAGUCUGGGUGCCUUCUUCCUGCUGCGAAGACGGCAGAGACGUCGCACCGCGCCGUCCGAAGACUUCAUCCGAGAGAACUUCAAUGUCGUCUAUCCUUCGGCUUACUACGCAGCUGAAUCACAGUCGUACCGGAGCAGCAUGUCCUUUACAGAUCCCGCUCUCUCGGUCUAUUCGGAGGAAAAGUCUAGCCACCGGUCUAUGAUCGAUUCCCGGCUGGAAUAUCCUUGA